Molecule: messenger RNA, 2385 nt
Organism: Nicotiana tabacum (common tobacco)
Lineage: Eukaryota; Viridiplantae; Streptophyta; Magnoliopsida; Solanales; Solanaceae
Source: RefSeq, a predicted model, not a curated record
UUCCUAGACUUCCCUUCCAUAAUAAUCUUGUCAUAUCCAUUUAUCCUACUCUUCCCCGACUUCUUCUUCUUCUUCAUCAUCUUUGCUUUGUAGUAGAAUAUAAAAUCCUAGUAUGGAGGUUAGUGUCUCAAAACUAGUUAAUUUUCCUCUAGUAUUAGUGUUACUAGUAAUUGUAUAUCCAAUUUCAAGUGGUGCUAAGAGCAAGUGUGAUUUUCCGGCGAUAUUCAACUUUGGUGACUCAAAUUCCGACACGGGUGGAUUAUCGGCGGCAUUUGGUCAGGCUGGUCCGCCCGCCGGAGAGACAUAUUUUGGUGCCCCUGCCGGACGCUACUCUGAUGGUCGUCUUGUUAUUGAUUUUAUUGCUGAAAGCUUAGGAUUACCACAUCUAAGUGCAUUCUUAGAUGCACUUGGUUCAAACUUCAGUUAUGGAGCCAACUUUGCCACAGCUGGUUCUACAAUCAGACCCCAAAACACAACUCUACACCAAAGUGGUUUCAGCCCUAUUUCAUUAAACGUUCAGAUUUACGAAUUCAACGAUUUCCAUCGCAGGUCUCAGAUUAUACGUUGCAAAGGGAAUGUCUUUAGUCAGUUGAUGCCUAAGGAGAAACAUUUUUCCCACGGUUUAUACACAUUUGACAUUGGACAAAAUGAUUUAACUGCUGGUUACUUCCUUAACAUGACCACUGAUCAAGUUAGAGCUUAUGUGCCUGAUUUAAUGGAUCAAUUCAAGACUGUAAUGAAGGACAUAUAUGAUCAAGGUGGUAGAUAUUUUUGGAUUCAUAAUACUGGGCCUGUUGGUUGUCUACCUUAUAUCUUGGAUCGUCUGCUAAUUACGGCAGCACAAGUUGAUAAGGCAGGAUGUGCCUCUCCCUUCAAUAAGGUGGCUCAAUAUUUCAAUGCUAAAUUGAAGGAGACUGUGGUCCAGCUCCGAAAGGAUCUUCCAUUGGCUGCUCUUACCUAUGUUGAUGUAUAUUCUGCUAAGUACGAACUCAUUAGUCACGCUAACAAGCAUGGGUUUGAGCAUCCACUACGAGCUUGCUGUGGGCAUGGAGGAAAGUACAAUUAUAACAUGAAACAUGGAUGUGGAAGCAAGAUCAAGGUUAAAGGCAAAGAAAUAAUGUUGGGAAAAUCAUGCAAAGAUCCAACAGUAAGAAUCAAUUGGGAUGGUGUACAUUACACUGAGGCUGCUAAUAGAUGGGUGUUUGAAAAAAUUGUCAAUGGUUCAUAUUCAGAUCCUCCACUUCCACUGAACAUGGCAUGUCAUAAGCAAUAAGCUUAUUCAUCAAAGAUAGCAGAAAAUUGUCCAAGUACGAUAUCUAUUUCGUUAUAGUUCUCAACCUCCACCGCAUUAAUUUUUAUAUAGUCAUCAUAAAUUUCACUUUGUUUUUAAUUUGAUUCCCAAAUUUACCAGCAGUCAAAAUUCUUUCAUUUUUGGGGCACGUCAACUUUGCAAUACGGGCAUCUUUUCAUGACACUAAGGAGGAGCACGUUACGUUAUUUUGUUAAAUGGAUAAAACCAACUUGAGCACUUAAGGAACUAAUCAUGAUUUAAACUAAAAACCCAAAGUUUCUAUGUUACUACUAUUUAUUACUACUAUAAGUAGGACGACGAAGUCCUGCUUUAGGGUUAUUUUUGGCAUUUCAAAAUUUUAUAAUUUGUGUGUUUUAAAGUUGUUCUGGGUGUACUUUGGCUUUGUUGGACACGUGUCAAAACACCGGUCACCCUCUUUAAUUUCCUAUCUUACCCUAUUUUUCUCCCUCUCUCUCCUCUCUGUCUGUCUUUUCUUCCUUUGGCGUUAGGUUUGGAAUUAAAGCUGCAUUGUUCAUUUGUUUGUGUUGUUGAUUUUUUGGUUAGUUCAUCCUCAUAGAAUUGAACUAUUCUCUUCAAAUCUCAGCAGUGGUCACACAUGAGUAUACUUAGGAUUCAAUUUGCAUGGCUUGAAUUUUUUUCCAGUAUAACUCUUCAAAUCGAAACAAAACUGGAGAAGACGACUAUUUAAAUUUCUCCGAUUAAUGUGUCGUGAAACAAAAGAAGAAGAAGAAGAAUAAGGAUGGAUAUUCAUGUGCGAGCAGUUAAGUUUUUACGUCACUUAGAACUUUAAUUUCAUAAUAGUCUGAUUGGCAUCGUCUGUAUUCCUAUUCGUCCGUAUUACCUGGUUUUUUCAUUUUUGGCAGAGUAUUUUCUAACUACUGAUUUAUUGAAAGACCUAGGGUGUGUUUGGUACAGAGGAAAAUAUUUUUCGAAAAAUAUUUUCCAAUUUUCCCAUGUUUGGUUGGCUUAAAUAUUUUGAAAAAUAUUUUCCUUAUGAACUCAUUUUCCUCCAAUAGGAAAAACAUUUUCCAAAAUUCCUUCUCAACCUUUCCCACCCUCACCAACCCACCCCA